AUGUCGAGUUGGAACAGAUUAAUUAGAUUUGAGGCUAACGACGGCAAAAUUUAUAGAGGAGACGCUAUCGUCUCGGAUUCUGAUUAUGACAUUGGUAAACAAUUUGCUGAAGGGAAAACCAUCAAAGCCAGGGUCGUGAUUGGUAGUAAUAUCUUUACUGACGCCAAGGUGACUGACGAGGUAUUGGAAGUUAAGAAAUUAUUGGGACCUCUUACUGGCGAGGAUGUCCCUGUUGUUAAAUGUAUUGGAAUGAAUUACAAGGAACAUCUAAUGGGUAUAAUCGAGCCACCACCAUAUCCACAACUCUUUUAUAAGCCACGCACGAGUGUCGCUGACCAGAAUGAGGAUAUUCCAAUCCCACUGUUCGCACAAAAUACUUGUGAUUAUGAAGGUGAAUUAUGUGUCGUCAUAGGAAAGACAGGUAAAAAUAUAAAUGAGGAAGACGCCUUGAGUUAUGUUGCAGGAUAUGUUUCAGGAAAUGAUCUAUCAGCUCGGGAUUGGCAAUACUUCCCAGAAUAUGCAGGAAAAGUACCACAAUUGGGAUUUUCUAAGAGUUUUGAUAGAUACGCACCUUUGGGACCAGCAAUAGUUUCUUCUAAAAUCAUCAAAGAUCCCCAUGCACUUCAACUCCAAACUAGAAUUAAUGGCGACCUUCGCCAAAACUGUGGUACCGAUGAUCUUUUGUUUGGUAUUUCAAGAAUCAUUGCCUUUAUUAGUCAAGAGACUACUUUGGAACAGGGAACAGUGAUUAUGACAGGUACUCCUAAUGGUUGCGGUGGUAUUGAUGGAAAAUACUUAAAAGAUGGGGACCUUGUAGAGGUUACUAUUGAUCAAAUCGGAACACUCUCUCAUAAGACGAAAUUCCUUUAA
Messenger RNA from Debaryomyces hansenii CBS767, 870 nucleotides. RefSeq names its product fumarylacetoacetate hydrolase family protein. Gene Ontology annotation, molecular function: catalytic activity. The transcript has a single exon. NCBI's taxonomy places the organism in Eukaryota, Fungi, Ascomycota, Pichiomycetes, Serinales, Debaryomycetaceae. The record is from RefSeq and is a predicted model, not a curated record. Bases 1 to 870 code for a protein of 289 amino acids.